Messenger RNA from Sipha flava (yellow sugarcane aphid), 1021 nucleotides. RefSeq lists its product as uncharacterized. The transcript has 3 exons. The coding region runs from base 275 to 703 and encodes 142 amino acids. The record is from RefSeq and is a predicted model, not a curated record. NCBI's taxonomy places the organism in Eukaryota, Metazoa, Arthropoda, Insecta, Hemiptera, Aphididae.
UCGAGCGUGCAUGACACCUCCGACCGCAAAACAAUUACGCUGCACACCGCGUACGCGAGCGGUGCGACGGUCGAGGACACGGAUGCUUGAUCGAUUUCGCCGUCGCGUCGGGCGGUGAACGCGUCCCCGUCCUGCACGCCUUCAUCGGCAAAGUCGGUGACGGGCAGCAAUGUUUACGGACGAUACGUCGCGUGCACGCGAGCGCCUGCGAAAACACUGGUAUUCGUCGUCGCCGUAACGCAUUCGCGGUCGGUCGUGUCGGACGCGUCCAACGAUGAGACGUUCGUACGUUUGCGCGGUACUCGCGAUAUCGAUGGCCACCGGGGUGUGCGGUGAUGGAGCACGGCCGGGGUGCGUGCAGACCGCCGUGGACAACGCGGUCGGUGCGGAGGUGACCACGGUGCUGCCGGAAGACUACGUCGUCGUCAACGUCGGCGAUCGCAGUCCGACGGCCGGCGCGCUCGAGGAAGGUAGGGGCAAGAAGAAGAAGAUCAAAAACACCUCGCUGAACAUGAUGCUCGGCGGAGGCAUGAUGACGGCUUUCGUCGUACUGUUCAUGUUCCUGAACAUGAUCACCGUCACCUUGGGCAAAGCGUUUUUGUUCACGUUCAUCGCCAAAUUUUUGGUGUCGGUCAACUGGAAGCAUUCCGGUUCGUCCUCUAAAAAGUCCUCUCACAAAGACAUAACUAUUGUGAUGGAUUGAAAACGGCACAAACAAACACAGCGCUACGAUCCCAACAAAUUACUUACAGUAUUAGAAAGUGAUAGUGUAUUAAAACAUCGUAUACAUUUUUUUUUGAUUGGAAAUCCAAAUUUAGAAAAGAUAUGCCAACGAAGGAACUAGACCACAAUCGAAGAAAAUGAAUGUUUCCUUGGAAUCACUUUCAAUAGUGCUAUAUAUAAACUCAACCCAAAGCGGACAUCGGUUAAAGUUACUCGAUAAUUACGGUUAAACAUAUAUACACUAGGAAUUUUUAAUUAUUUUUCAAUUAGAUUUUUUAAUAGAUAUUUUCUAGUUACU